AUGGAAAGUAAAGAAACAUGGAAGUGGUUUAUUGGCCUUCUAAUUGAGGACCUUGGAAUGGGAGUUGGGCAUGGACUAACCUUGAUAUCAGACCAACACAAAGGAUUACUUGAGGCUGUGAAGGAAAGGGUCCGAGCAGCAGAUCAUAGGCAAUGUGCUAGGCACAUACGUGCUAACUUCAUAAAAAGGUUUAAGGGUCAACUGUUUAGAAAUCUUUUCUGGUAUGCUGCUGCAGCUACUACCCCUGCAAAAUUUGAACAACACAUGAAUGAAAUCAAGAAAUUAGAGCCACUAGCUUAUCACCAUUUGAUGGAAAGGGACCUUAAAACUUGGAGUAAGGCAUUUUUUCAAACCGAUAGGGCUUGUGAUGCAUAUGAAAAUGGUAAAUCUGAGAGUUUCAACUCUGUGAUUGAAGUUGCCAUGAAGAGACCACUAAUCACUAUGUUAGAAGAAAUUCGAAUUUAUGUGAUGGAGAGGCUUUAUAGACAGAAAAUUAAGGGGGAAUCUUGGGAUUUAACCAUAUGUCCUACCAUUAGGCUAAAGUUUUGGAAAAUAAUAUUAUCUGGUUAUCAACAGUAUGAAGUCAAACUUGUGUAUGAUGCAUAUGUUGUGGAUAUUGGUAGCAGGACAUGUGCCUGCAGAACUUGGAAGUUAACAGGUUACCCUUGUGUGCAUAGGUAUGCUUGCAUUGCAAGCCUCAACAGGGAUGUAGAAGAGUAUGUGUCACCAUGGCUUACCACAUCAAUGUACCUAAACUGUUACAUGUAUACCAUUAACCCACUAAAUGGUAGUGACAUGUGGCCUCAUGUAGACUACAUCAGCCCAUUGCCCCCGAAAAGGAGAAGGAUACCAGGAAGACCAUCAACAAAAAGGAAAAGGGAUCAGAUUGAGAGGGAAAACCAAGGAAAAAAGCAUUCAAUCACAAAAAGAGGUAGUGUGAUGAAAUGCAACAUAUGUAGGGAAAGUGGGCAUAAUAGAACAACCUGUCCUCAGAAACCAAUUGGGGAAUCAUCAAAUGCAAGUUCAAAGAAAAAGAAAUCCAAGAAAGCUAUUCAAGCUGAAGUUGAACCUAAAGUACAAGUUCAAGUUGAAGAUGCUAACCAAAUUGUAGUUCAAGAUCAAGUGGAAAUACCAGCUUUUCAAGUUGUAGUGGGAAAGAGGGCAAGGAAACCUUCAGAAAGAAUUACAAAACUGAAGAUAAGAAAGAUGUGGGAGGGAAAACAGGGAAGUAGUGAUGACAAUCCGUAUGAGUUGGAUUAA
Lactuca saligna is the source of this 1260-nucleotide messenger RNA. Lineage: Eukaryota; Viridiplantae; Streptophyta; Magnoliopsida; Asterales; Asteraceae. The record is from the annotation of a GenBank genome assembly.